Messenger RNA from Xiphophorus couchianus (Monterrey platyfish), 3375 nucleotides. Its product is annotated as tripartite motif-containing protein 16-like. The transcript has a single exon. The coding region runs from base 1168 to 2841 and encodes 557 amino acids. The record is from RefSeq and is a predicted model, not a curated record. Lineage: Eukaryota; Metazoa; Chordata; Actinopteri; Cyprinodontiformes; Poeciliidae. Gene Ontology annotation, molecular function: zinc ion binding; protein binding.
AGACAUAGAAAUUAAAUGUUAUCAUUCCUUGACUCCCAUAAAGACUCUCUAUCCCCCCUCACUCUGCUGAACCAGGUUUAAUUUCAUUUAUUGAUUCAUUCCAGACAUGACCAUUGUGUCAAGCAUGUCCACAUUAACAAUAACAUAAAUAUGUGCAUCUAUAUAUGUAUACAUACAUGUGUGCAAACACACACAUUUGAACAUAUAAAAAAGAAAAUCCCUUAUAAAAUGUAUAUCAAUCAAUACAUCUACAUACAAGAAUAAAUCUGUAAAGUAUAUACCCAAGGUGCACACAUCUGUCCACCCCUACAUACCUAUCUACACACACACAGUAUAAAUGAUACAUAAAUCUGACUUUUCCUUUAUUUGUUCAUUGUUAGAAAACACUGGUGAAGCAACCAGUCAAGAGACACUGAGGGACAUGUCCAUGUGUGGGGAUGAGAGCAAGGCUUUAGUCAGGAUGGGAGAAACAUCAUGAUAACAUGUAAUCUCUGAGCUACAUCUGCAGAUAAAUCAACCUGCGGAGCCAGAAUCUCAUCUCCAGCACCUUCCUGCUGAAAGGCAGAAGACAUCAGAAAUACUUACACUGAGGCUGAGGUCAAAGACUCAGGGUGUGUUGAAGUGAUGGAUGGGCUACUGAAGCUGCCUGGUGUCGGAAUAUUACCGGAACAACUGUGACAGUCUAUUGUAGUCUGUUUGGGUUAAUUAAAGAAACAUAGUUUGUUUAGCUAUUGUUUGUUCAGUUUCAGGAGUCUGAGUUGCUCAGGAGUUGUUUUUGUUAGUUUGCUUUAAUGUGAAUUCAGUCCACUCAGUUUACUGCAUCAUCCACAAAACUGUGAAAAGGUUUUCAUUGGCAAAUUUCAUUUUUGAAUAUUUGAUGUGUGAGCUCUUACUUUAACUUUAUAUAGAACUUAAAAAGUGACUGGUAGGUGGGAACAACUAAGGUAUCAGAACCUAGAAUCGUUCCUCUUUACCAAGUAUGCGGAAAAAGGCACCAGAAAGGGUUAAUGUACCUUCAGGGAAUCAGUCCGUCUGAAAAUAUAUCGUCUUCCUGCUAUGAAAUAGUGAUUCCAGUUUAUUCACAUAUUUUUUAAGUGGGUGUAGCUUGCACCUGUUGAUAGUCAAGGUUGUCUGAGUCAAACAUUUUCAUUGUAGCUGAGAGGCAAAAUGGCUCGGAGAGGACUUCAGAUAGACUUAGAAUCUAUGUCCUGCUACAUCUGUUUGGAUCUACUGACGGAUCCGGUGACUAUUACCUGUGGACACAGUUACUGUGUGGACUGUAUUAAUGACCACUGGGAUGGAGAAGAUCAGAGGAGAAUCUACAACUGCCCUCAAUGCAGGAAAGCCUUCAUACCAAGGCCUUUCCCAAAGAAGAACAUCAUGAUAGCUUCUGUAGUCGAUGAUAUGAAGAAGACUGAAUCCCAAGCUGCUGUAUCGGAUCACUGCUAUGCUGGACCUGAAUAUGUGGCCUGUGAUGUCUGCACUGGGAGGAAGAGGAAAGCUGUCAAGUCCUGCUUAUCCUGUUCAGUUUAUUACUGUGGGAAUCACCUCCAACCUCACUAUGAUGCUCCACCAUUACAGAGGCACAAACUGGUGAAUCCCACCAAUAAGCUCCAGGAGAACAUCUGCUCUCGUCAUGAUGAGGUGAUGAAGAUCUUCUGUCGUACUGAUCAGCAGUGUAUCUGUUAUCUCUGCAAUAUCGAGGAACAUAAAGACCAUGAAACAGUUUCAGCUGCAGCAGAAAGAGCUGAGAAGCAGAAGGAGCUCCAGGAGAGUCGACAACAAAUCCAUCAGAGAAUCCAGGACCAAGAGAAAGAUGUGAAGCUGCUUCAACAGGAGGUGGAGGCCAUCAAUGUCUCUGCUGAUAAAGCAGUGGAGGACAGUGAGAAGAUCUUCACUGAUCUGAUCCGUCUCCUCCAGGAAAGAAGCUCGGAUGUGAAGCAGCAGAUCAGAUCCCAGCAGGAAACUGAAGUGAGUCGAGUCAAAGAUGUUCAGGAGAAGCUGGAGCAGGAGAUCACUGAGCUGAAGAGGAAAGACGCUGAGCUGGAGCAGCUCUCACACACAGAGGAUCACAUCCAGUUUCUCCUCAACUACCCCUCACUGCCAGCACUCAGUGAGUCUACACACUCAUCCAGCAUCAACAUCCGUCCUCUGAGACACUUUGAGGACGUGACACCAGCUGUGUCAGAGCUCAGAGAUAAACUACAGGACAUCCUGAGAGACACAUGGACAAACAUCGAACUGAAGGUCACUGAGGUGGAUGUUUUACUGUCAGAACCAGAAGAAAGUAACAGAGCCAGAUGUUUAAAAUAUUCACAAAAAAUCACUCUGGAUCCAAACACAGUACACAAAAAUUUAGUUUUAUCUGAGGGGAGCAGAAAAGUAAUAUUUGUGAACCAAGAACAAUCUUAUCCCCAUCAUUCAGACAGAUUCAGUGAUUAUUAUUAUCAGGUUCUUAGUAGAGAGAGUCUGACUGGACGUUGUUACUGGGAGGUGGAGUGGAGAGGGGAAGGAGUUAAUGUAGCCGUUUCAUACAAAAACAUCAACAGAGCAGGAAGAUCAGAUAAGUGUUUAUUUGGAUUUAAUAACAAAUCUUGGUCAUUAUAUUGUGACGGAAACAGUUACACUUUUCAUCACAACAACAUUGUAACUCCAGUACCAGGUCCAGUUUCCUCCAGAAUAGGAGUGUACCUGGACCACAGAGCAGGUAUUCUGUGUUUCUACAACGUCUCUCGAACCAUGACUCUCCUCCACAGAGUCCAGACCAGAUUCACUCAGCCUCUGUAUGCUGGGAUUUAUGUUCAUGCCGACUCCAUUUCAAAGUUCGUUAAACCAAAAUAGUCAGCAGAGAUCUGAAAUUUAGUUGAAGGUGUGUAUUUUAGUUUCAGCUUCUUUAGUCUCUGGCAUUGAUGAUGAAACAUCACCAUUUCUUCACUGCUCAGAGAAUCAUCUUUCUUUAUGUAGCUACUUUGUGAUCCUGUUUGGGGUUUUAUUGAUGGUGGGGUUGGUUUCAGUGGUGCCUCUUCCUGCCAUGGAGGCUAUCACUGCUCAUUUUGAUUCUCCUUAAAUAGUUACAUUUGGUCUGAAAAAGUAAGACAUGUAAAUGUUGUUCUAAUCCACAUGAUCAUUAAUCAGGAUAUCAGUCAUUGUUUUACUGGACAAAUUCUGGCUGAACCUGAUUGUAGAAAUUAAUUUAAAAGUAGAACUGUACAGAACAAGACUCACUGUCUGCUUUAUUCAGACACAAAUAUUGUUACUGAGCAUUUUGAGCAGACAAGUGGUCACGUUCUUAAAAUGUUUAUAUUCAUUGAUUUGGGGCUGUAAAUGUAUUCAUUGGGAAAUGUUUUAAAAUAAAAACUCUGUAAAUCCCUAAAA